Plasmodium gallinaceum is the source of this 945-nucleotide messenger RNA. RefSeq names its product uracil-DNA glycosylase, putative. The record is from RefSeq and is a predicted model, not a curated record. Gene Ontology annotation, biological process: base-excision repair; base-excision repair, AP site formation via deaminated base removal. Gene Ontology annotation, cellular component: nucleus; mitochondrion. NCBI's taxonomy places the organism in Eukaryota, Apicomplexa, Aconoidasida, Haemosporida, Plasmodiidae. The coding region runs from base 1 to 945 and encodes 314 amino acids. Gene Ontology annotation, molecular function: uracil DNA N-glycosylase activity. The transcript has a single exon.
AUGAAUAAAGUUAAAGUUCAAAAAACAAUAGAUUACUUUUUUAAAAGUAAAAGGCAGAAAAUAACAAAUACAAAAGCUGAAGAAAACGCUAAUAAAUGUGUAGAAUCUAUUGGAAGUAGUUGUUUAGAAAACUCAGAAAUAAAUGAAAAUGAUUGUAAGAAAAGGAAAAUUAUGAAUAAAGAUGAAUUAGAAAAUACAAAAAAUAUUUAUGAUAAUAAUUUAAAUAUGAUUAGAAAAACAGAAAAUGAAAUAAAAAAUAAUGAAAAAGCUUCUGAUUAUAUAGAAGAAAUAAGAAAACUAAUGGAUAUAGAAUGGUUUAAAGAGUUACAGGAUGAAUUAAAAAAAAGUUAUUUUAAAAAUAUGUAUUUAAAAAUAAAAGAAGAAAGAAAAAUUAAAGUUAUUUAUCCACCUGAACAAUUAGUUUUUAAUGCUUUUUUAAAAACACCAUUAUCAAAAAUAAAGGUAGUUAUAGUAGGCCAGGAUCCUUAUCAUCAAAAAAACCAAGCAAUGGGAUUAAGCUUUUCUGUGCCUUUUGGUAUUAAAAUACCACCAAGCUUGAAAAAUAUUUUAAAAGAAAUAAAGCAAAAAAGUAAUCACGGAAAUUUAAUUAGUUGGUCAGAACAAGGAGUUUUUUUAUUAAAUACUUCUUUAACUGUUGAAGAAAACAAACCAGCAUCUCAUAAAAAUUAUGGAUGGGAAACAUUUACUGAUAAAGUUAUUAACAUAAUAAACCAAAAAAAAGAAAAAAUUAUUUUUAUGCUAUGGGGUAAUUUUGCAAUUAAAAAAUGUUCUAAAAUUGAUACAACAAAACAUUUUAUAUUAAAAGCUGGUCAUCCAUCUCCAUUAAGUAUAAGGCAUUUUGAAAAUUGUGAUCAUUUUAAUAAAUGUAAUAAAAUUCUUAUUGAAAAUAACUUAGUUCCAAUAAAAUGGGAAUUACCACAAUAA